AUGCCCUUAGGCAUUGGAAAAUCCAAAAAGGAGGUCUUUGAAUCUGUUCUAGUGGCUGUGAGAAGAAAGUUAGAAAGCUGGAAGAACUCUUUCCUAUCCACAACAGGAAAAGAGGUACUUAUCAAAUCUGUUCUCAAUGCUAUCCCUGUUUUUAUCAUGUCAGUGUUUUGUCUGCCUAAAGGAAUAUGCAAGGCAUUUUCCAAGUUAUGUGCCAUUUUCUGGUGGAGUUUUGGAGAUCUUAGGGUGGACUGGGCUUUUCAAGAUGUGCAGUUGUUCAGUGAUGCCCUAAUUCUCAAGGAGAUAAGGAGAUUACUUACAAGUAUUUCCCCAGUGGAUCAGUCCUUGAAGCUUAGAAAACUUAAAGCUCUUCUUGGGUGUGAUUGCUGGCUGACAGUGAAAAACUCCUAUCAACAUUUUCUUAAAAGAGAAGUCAAGGAUGGAAUCAAUACCAGAAUUUACAAAAACCCUUGGUUACAGGGAACAAAGACUGACAUCCCCAGUUUCAAGGCUAACUGUAAUCAUCAAUUAACAAUGGUCUCUGAGCUGAUGGAGGAGGGACACAAACAUUGGAAUGGAGCUAUUAAAGAAGUCUUUGAUGAAGCAGUGGUUGAGCAGAUCCUGAAAAUGAGGAACCUUGAUCCUUUCCAAAAAGACAAAUGGGUGUGGAGUGUAGAUACAAAAGGAAAAUUUUCUGUCAACUCAGCUUAUUCUUUGUUUGUGCGGAACAAGGUUUUGAUUUUGGAUAGAACAGAAGGUAGUGUCUCGGGAGUUAAAGAGAAACAGUUUUCUGGUACUCUACAUGUAGCUAAUAUUCUCAGGAAAAGAGGAAUGGAUGUGGAUUGGGGUACAUUCAAAGACUGGUGGUGGCAAGUUAUUGAACUUAACAAAUCUGAGAUUUCUGAGGCUCGUAUCCAGCUUUCCACUUAUAUUCUUUGGUGGUUGUGGAAGGCCCAAAAUUUAUGGGUGCUUCGAGAGGAGUGGCUUCCUAAAAGGGUGAUAGUGAAGAAUGCUAGGCGUGAAUGGAGUGAAUUCCUUUCGAGUAGAACAAAGUAA
Messenger RNA from Striga asiatica, 1053 nucleotides. The record is from the annotation of a GenBank genome assembly. NCBI's taxonomy places the organism in Eukaryota, Viridiplantae, Streptophyta, Magnoliopsida, Lamiales, Orobanchaceae.